GGAGCCCUUUGAGCAGGACGCAGCCAAGAGAAGCUGAAGAAGUGCACAGAGAGAGAGAGAGAGAGAGAGAGUAAGAGUAAGAGCUAGAGAAAGAAGAGAGAAGAGAGGGAGCCACGCUAUUCACCUGCAGCACCAUUCAACAUCAAGCCACCAACAACCAAGACAGACGCACCAUGGCAGGCAUCCACUCGCUGGCGGGACUUGUGCUCCUCAUCCUCGUGCAGAGUAGCUGGCAGGUGCCCGAGCAAGACACAGAGGACAACUCCAGCAUCAUGACAGAGGACUCAUUAUACAAUGAGCCGAUGAAGAGACAUUCAGAAGGCACCUUCUCCAACGACUACAGCAAAUACCUGGAAUCGCGGCGAGCACAAGACUUUGUCCAAUGGCUGAUGAACUCUAAGAGAAGUGGUGGACCAACAAGACGCCACGCCGAGGGCACCUACACCAGCGACGUGAGCUCCUACCUCCAGGACCAGGCGGCCAAGGAGUUUGUGUCCUGGCUGAAGUCAGGCAGGGGCAGACGAGAGUAGGCCAGUAACUACGUACGUUACACCACCCCGACACCUCCACCUCCACCAACAGACAACCAGUAGCCUUUACAGCCAGCCACAGACCACCAGGCGGAGAAGGAGCAGAGGACACACAACACCAACACAACAACCCAGCAUCCUGGCUCCUCACUGCAGCAAGAGAUUUUACACGACCAGUAUUGUCACUGGGAAUUGAUCACCCCAAUAAAUUUGCUGAAUGCAAAGCUCUGACCAUUCCA
Messenger RNA from Engraulis encrasicolus (European anchovy), 769 nucleotides. It is a transcript of the gene gcgb, whose product is annotated as glucagon b. Lineage: Eukaryota; Metazoa; Chordata; Actinopteri; Clupeiformes; Engraulidae. Gene Ontology annotation, biological process: response to starvation. The transcript is spliced from 4 exons. Gene Ontology annotation, cellular component: extracellular region. Gene Ontology annotation, molecular function: glucagon receptor binding; hormone activity. The record is from RefSeq and is a predicted model, not a curated record. Bases 174 to 530 code for a protein of 118 amino acids.